Molecule: messenger RNA, 618 nt
Organism: Desarmillaria tabescens
Lineage: Eukaryota; Fungi; Basidiomycota; Agaricomycetes; Agaricales; Physalacriaceae
Exons: 4
Coding region: 1-618 (205 amino acids)
Source: RefSeq, a predicted model, not a curated record
AUGCCUCUCGGAGUACGACCCUUCCGCAAGACAAUCCCGGCUUCAAGGACCAAGUGUCCAGUAUGCGCGACUAUCAUCGUUUCGAGCGAUGAUCUUUAUUCCAUUACUGUAAACGGUGUGGAGAUCGGAUCAGGAAACGGUUGGACUCAUCCCGCUGUCUACACUGUAGGCCUGCAGCCCGAAAACGACAACGUCCUUGCCAUCGCUGGGAACAGCACAUACAGAGAUGCCGUGCCACGAUCCUUGUUGAUUAUAAAGAUGGCACCACUGAAACUACACCGAUACUUCGACGACGCUCCAUGGGGUAACACAGUCUCGAUUCUGGCAGGAACAAGCACGCCUUGGGGUCAGCCGUUUGUACUCCCGCCAGUGAUGAGCAUGACGGGUACGAGACAGAUCUGGACCAACAAAACUGAUGCAAAUGGGUAUGAGCCUAUUGAGCACAGACCAUUGCGCAAGACCAUCACUUCGCUCUACGGGAAGGCUGCUGUCUGUGGAAAGGUUGUUGUCACUGCGGAUAAUGCGUAUACGCCAUAUGUCAAUGUCGUUGCUGUCGAUGGAGAGAACCAACCUCCCCUUUCUAAGGCUUGGGUUGUCGCCAGUAUCUUGAUUGCGUAG